Molecule: messenger RNA, 3620 nt
Organism: Polistes dominula (European paper wasp)
Lineage: Eukaryota; Metazoa; Arthropoda; Insecta; Hymenoptera; Vespidae
Biological process (GO): SCF-dependent proteasomal ubiquitin-dependent protein catabolic process
Cellular component (GO): SCF ubiquitin ligase complex
Molecular function (GO): protein binding
Source: RefSeq, a predicted model, not a curated record
AAUACAUAAGCACGAGCAUCGAAUGAAGGAAGGAAGAAACGAACGGGCAAUUGAUUUUGUCGAGAACACCAAGGCAAGAACCUUGAAGCGUGUAUCUAAUCGCAAGCAUAUCGGUUCGAAUGUCGGUCAUCGCGUUUAAGUUUUCCCAAUAACAAUUUAAUAAAAACAAAGAAAACAUUUAUUAUCGAACGACAAUACCAAUAAAUAACAAAAUCAAAUGGAAAUGUGACAACAGUUACUAUAAAUCAAUUUAAAAAUUCAAACACCCUUCUUCAAUCUUUUACUUUUUGAUUUGUCCUCGGAAUUAAUUAGAAACAACAAUCUAUCGUUUCUUUAGUUUAUUAGUAAUAUGUUCACGUUUUAUACGCCAUUAAGAGAUCAGCAAUUCUAAGCUUUUAAACUCGUGCGUGAUACAACCAACACACAACACUCAAGGAUAGAAGAGAAGAGAAGAGUCUCUGAAGAAAUUUCUCUUUGUCGUAAUACUCGUUUCGUUUUAAAAGGCAUAUUGAGAGAAAGAGAGAGAGAGAUAGAUAGAUAGAUAAAAUAAAACAAAGAGURUGUGAGAGAGAGAGAUAGACCGCGAGUCGACCCGCGCCUGGAAACUACACUCAUGUCGAAUUAAGUGGGGGCAGUUCGGGCAAGUUUAGUUUGAAUAUCGAUUCAGUCUCGCGCAAACCACCCCCGUGUGUGCCGAUGCUUCAGCUCCACCUUUUGGGGGAGGUUUUUUUUUCCACCUCGUUUACGUCCGACGACGCUCAAAGUUAUUAUAAACAAUAGAUUCGUUUAAAGUUAGAAGAAGGGAAAGAAGGUGGUGGUGGUGGUGGUGGUGAGUGUUAACGAAAGAAAUAAUAACAUUUAAACACGAUUCUAGUUUAACAUCGUUUAAAUCAAACUCGUGUUUAUCGAGAAUAGUUGUCGAACAAAAAAAAAAAAGUAAUACAAUUUAAGCAACCCCUUUUGCAAAAAUUAUAUUUACAUAACAAGCAGUUAGAGUUUUUUUUCUAGGAUCGACAAAAUCAUCGGUCCAUGAAAUGAGACCAGUGUGUAAUCUGUAAGGGUGGUUGGUAGCAGAGGUAGAGGUGGUGAGGUGAGGUGUGGUGGUGGUGGUGGUGGUGGUUGUGGAGGGGUUGUUUGGGGAGGUUGGUAAAGAUGAUGGUGGUAGGUUCUGAAACUAGGGUUGAAGACACCGAAGGAAGAAGCUUUUAUGUCUACCGUUAAAGGGAAACCUUAGAACUUAGGAAGAGGAGACACCAGGCAGAGACAUACACACAACACAUACAUACAACACGGCGGAGGAGGUGACUCUCCGACUUAACCGCCGAUCGAACAUGUCGCGAUUUCACGAGGGACGGACGAAAUCGUGUUUCUAUUCUUGACUAAACUUUUUAUCUCAUCGAGAAAAAUUAUUGUCAUUUGUAACAAAAGUUCUUUGGAUAAAAAAAAAGGAGAGAAAGAAAAAAAAAAUACAAGGUGUUUGGUGAGAUUUUAUUUUAUCAUCGAUAAUAAACGACAUGUCUUCGAUAUCAGCUCAAGGUGUCGUUGAGAGAGCUAGCGCUGAAUUGACCAAGAGGAUCAACGGUUUGGGAUUGAGGACCUCGAAGCAUCAUGGUGGAGGGAGGACAAGCGUCAUGGAACGCGUUACCAAUGUAUUUUGCGGUGGCGGUGGGGUGGCAUAUACGAAUUUGCAAAGUGCGAACAACGUGAACGCGAUACCGGAGAAACCAAGUAGGAGCGUACCAACGUCGAUGAAUAACAUGUCAACAGGAAACAAUAAGACCUUGAACAAUGGUACAGGUAGCAGACCUAGGAUAUCACGUAACAAAUCUAAAAAUGUUAGUUUAGCGAGUGGUGGAACAGGAGGUGGAUACGUCGCACCAAACACGUGGGAACAGUUGUUGCAAGAUGAUCAUUUCCUUGGACGAUUCUUUCUUUAUUUCAAUGCCACAGAAAGAAGGAUAUUAGCACAGGUAUGCACAAGAUGGCGAGACGUAUUAUACGCGAGACCAAGAUUCUGGGCAGGUUUGAUACCAGUGGUCAGAUGCCGUGAAGCUAGAUCUAUGCCAUCCAGUUCUCGUACACGACUUUAUGCCUCAUUGGUAAGGCGAGGUUUUCAUUCGUUAGUUUUAUUGGGUGCCGCGGACGAAGAUAUACCAGAAUUAACGCACGGAUUUCCUCUUGCGCAACGAUACGUACAUUCCUUGUCAUUACGAUGCUGUGCCGUCACCGACAGGGGUCUAGAAGCUCUCUUAGAUCAUAUGCAGGCUCUUUUCGAAUUGGAACUAGCUGGUUGUAAUGAAAUCACCGAAGCCGGUCUUUGGGCAUGUUUAACACCUAGGAUAGUAUCCUUGUCCUUGUCCGAUUGCAUAAACGUAGCGGAUGAAGCAGUGGGUGCAGUUGCCCAAUUGUUACCAAGUCUUUACGAAUUUUCGCUGCAGGCUUAUCACGUAACCGAUGCCGCAUUAAGAUACUUCAGUGCAAAACAAAGUAGCGCACUUAGCAUUCUCAGGCUCCAAUCAUGUUGGGAACUUACCAAUCAGGCAGUAAUAAAUAUUGUACAUUCCUUGCCAAAUUUGACCGUAUUAUCGUUAUCUGGAUGUAGUAAAGUUACGGACGACGGUGUAGAAUUAAUAGCGGAAAAUUUGCUAAGACUACGUUCCUUAGAUUUGAGCUGGUGUUCGCGAAUUACAGAUGCAGCCUUAGAAUAUAUAGCCUGUGAUUUGAAUCACUUAGAAGAACUUACAUUAGACAGAUGCGUCCACAUAACGGAUAUUGGCGUAGGUUAUAUUUCAACAAUGGGAUCCCUAAGUGCUGUGUUCUUGAGAUGGUGUUCACAAUUAAGAGACUACGGACUUCAGCACUUAUGCAAUAUGAGAUCUUUACAAGUGCUUUCUGUAGCUGGUUGUCCAUUACUCACUAGCAGUGGUUUAUCAGGGCUGAUACAGCUUCGUCAUUUACACGAAUUGGAGCUAACCAACUGUCCAGGAACGUCGCGUGAGCUAUUUGAUUAUUUACGAGAACACUUACCACGUUGCCUAAUCAUUGAAUAAGAGGAACCGUGUGUUGUGCGGGAUAGUUGCAAUACCAACCUCUUUGAUUUCGAACGUAUGUAUGUAUGUAGUAGUAUAUAAUGGUUGCUCGAAGGUAAAAGAAAAAAAAAAAAGAAAGAGGUGCGAACUUAAAAUGACAGGAAGAAGACUUGUAUUAUUUGUAUACAGUAAACAAAAUAUGCGCAAAGCAAUACAUAAAGAGAAAGAUGAAACAAAUAAAUGAUGCAUACGAGCAAAAAGUAAGUAAAUAUAUAUAUAUAGAUAUAUAUCACCGCAAGCGAAAUGACGUCCAUAUUCUCUGAGAGCAUACUAAAUAUGUUUUUCUUCUAACGGGCAAAACAAAACAAAACCAUACAAAAAAAAGAAUAUAAAAAAAAAAUAAAUAAAAAAAAAAAAGUAAAAAUCACACGCGAUAUAAUAAAUGACAUUAAGUAUAGUAGUAUUUAGGCCUUUUUAAUACACCGAUGCCAGCAUUUAAAACUGCACUUGUCAUUCUCGUCGCGUUAUGUUUCAAAUUGUUUAUUAUUAUAGUUUUAUUAUCUUAUUAUUGUCUGCGUAAUACGUAAUAGA